Messenger RNA from Eucalyptus grandis, 1104 nucleotides. RefSeq lists its product as uncharacterized. Bases 258 to 869 code for a protein of 203 amino acids. Lineage: Eukaryota; Viridiplantae; Streptophyta; Magnoliopsida; Myrtales; Myrtaceae. The transcript is spliced from 6 exons. The record is from RefSeq and is a predicted model, not a curated record.
GAAAUGCUAAAAAUAAUUUGAAAAUUCCCACUGACUUGUCGGGGUGGACAAUACACCCUAUGACCCGUUCGGUGGAUUUCAAAUUAAUGUGCAAUUUCUGAAGAAGCUUCCGUGAGUUGGAAAAUCUCAUUCUCUAGUUCGUUGUUUUCUAAUGGGUACCUAGAAAACUCGUUCCCCUAUAUAUACAUAUUCCGUCGGAUACGUCUUAUCAGAAAAGCUCAACUGCCAGCUCUUGCAAAUAUAGCUUGUUAGUAGUUAUGGCUACUUCCAGGUUAACAGUUUUCUUAGCUGUGCUUGUGCUGCUACCAAUUGCAGCUUUAGGAUUCCCUUGGACUCCUUUUAAUGAGAAGGUGUGUGAUGAGGUGGAGUGUGGAAAAGGGACCUGUGUAACGAAUUCGAGCUACCCUUUCACCUACAUCUGCGAGUGCGAGGCCGGAUGGAGGAGGACGCGCUUGGACAAUGAAGACGAUCUCAAGUUCCUCCCUUGUGUCAUUCCCAAUUGUUCGCUCCAGUACUCUUGCAUGCCGGCUCCUCCGCCGAUCCCACCGGUUCCAUUCAACUGGUCUUUCCUUGACCCUUGCUACUGGACCUAUUGCGGAGGAGGAACAUGCAGCAAAUCAACAUCAUACGAUCAUAUAUGUCAGUGCAGUCCUGGUUAUAGCAAUCUGAUGAACGUCAGCGUUUUCCCUUGCUUCAACGAUUGUGCAAUUGGAGCUGAUUGCGCCAAGCUUGGAAUCAAAGUCGCCACUUCGACCAGCACAACGGCUUCUUCCUUAGGUAGCGGGAGUCACGCUUACGCUGUCCUUCCGGGCAAGAUCGUUUGGAUGGCCAUCCUCACCACAUCUAUUGCUUUGGUCCUGAAGAAGUAGGAGGGGGAUGUGCCGGGUCCAUCUAUAUCUCUUACCUAGUCUAUACUACACAUGUCAUGGUCUUGAAUACGCACAGGGUCGUUGUUGAUGAUGAUGCAUUCUCUUCAUUAUUUUCAUUUUAUGUGGUGUAAAAAGUCUUUCGUGUAUUAAUAAGGUGCGGGAGUAGGUGAAACAUUAUUGAUGUAUAAUAGACAUGUACACACGUUUUUGACUACAAAGGCCUAGUCCUAAUCUC